AUGUCGACACCACUCACCCUCUCCUUCGAGGCAAUUGACGACCUCAUCUACGACGCCCGCUCAGGCGAUCUGGAAGCCCUCAAAGCAGAUCUCGCCAGCCAGAGUAAAGAGCACAACCGCCCAGAGGCCUGGAUCAUCGCCUCGGCCAUCGACGCAGAGCCCGAGGCUGAGGGCGGCACGGGCUCAUGCCUGCUGCACUUCCCCGCUGCGAAUGGAAACAAUGAAAUCCUCACUUAUCUCCUGACCGCCUUGACGGCCAAGUCUGAGUCGCCGCUGUCCGCGGCACAGAUCGUAGCGGUGGUCAACCACCGCAAUCACUCCGGGAACACACCGCUGCACUGGGCUGCGCUGAACACGCAUCUGGAGUGCGUGAAGGCGCUGGUCGAGGCCGGGGCGGACAUCUCGAUUAAGAACGAUGCGGGUCUCGAUGCGGUGUUUCUGGCUGAGCGCACGGCUUGGUCGACUGAGGAGGAAGGUAAGGGCGCUGCUGAGGGGGCCGAGGAGGAGGAGGAGGUCGAGAUCGAGGUUGGAGGGGAGGCUGAGGCUGGAGAGGAGGGUCGUGGGGAGAUGUCCAAGGGCCGACAGGUUGUGGAGUGGUUGCUGAGCUCUGACAAGGCGGGUGAGUUGGAAAGUGGUGUUGGUGGUGCUGAGGCGUCUGCGUCUGCACCUGCUGCACCUGCGUCUGGGGAGGCGAUGGAUGUGGAUGAAAAGAAAUGA
This is a messenger RNA of Aspergillus clavatus NRRL 1, 717 nucleotides long. RefSeq names its product ankyrin repeat domain-containing protein. Lineage: Eukaryota; Fungi; Ascomycota; Eurotiomycetes; Eurotiales; Aspergillaceae. The transcript is spliced from 2 exons. The coding region runs from base 1 to 717 and encodes 238 amino acids. Gene Ontology annotation, molecular function: protein binding. The record is from RefSeq and is a predicted model, not a curated record.